Molecule: messenger RNA, 798 nt
Organism: Strongyloides ratti
Lineage: Eukaryota; Metazoa; Nematoda; Chromadorea; Rhabditida; Strongyloididae
Product: Domain of unknown function DUF19 domain-containing protein
Exons: 5
Coding region: 1-798 (265 amino acids)
Source: RefSeq, a predicted model, not a curated record
AUGUUUAAAUUUAUAACUCUUUUUGUAAUCUUUAUUGGAUUUACUUCUGCUCAAAAUCAAAUUGACAAUUAUUGUGAUCAAGUUCAAUUUUUACAUUGUUCAAAUCAAUUUGCUAACACACUUGGAUUAAGUCCUGAUCUUGUUUUUAAAAAUGCUACCGAUUUUCGCAUUCAAUUAGCCACACUUUUUUAUAUGGGAAAAAAUAAUGUUAACAAUUGGGUUAAUUUAUGUAAUUCUUUCAAUGCUUUCUAUCAAUGUCUUGGUCAAUUCAACUAUGCUGAAUGUUUAUCUCCAGUUGGAUUAAUUGUUAAUGGUGCAACACCAGAUGAUGCUUUUGAUUAUGAUGGAACAUUUAGACAAUAUAACUUUGAAUGUUCUGUUGGAUUUACUGCAUAUGGUGAUAGUUAUAAUUGUCUUGCUAGCACCUGGGCAAAUGCUGCUUCUCAACUUAUUACUUUAUCUUCUACUUAUAGAAAAAAUGUUAAUCACGAUCCAACUAAUGCUUGCAAAUAUGCUAAAGAUCUUCAAGAUGGAUAUGGUCAAGUUUUUGGAUCAUUAAACUGUAAAACAAAUAAAAAAUGGGCUACAUGGUGGGGAUGUAGUAUUGCUAAUGAAUAUGUUUCUGCUCAAUUCCAUCAUUGUAAUCACGUCAAUAAAUGUAUAUUUGAUCAAAUUUUAACUUCAACUAGCAUGGUUAAGUUUGACAAAAAUGGUAAAUUUUUAGUUAAAAUCCCAAAAACAUGGGAAAAAAAUGAAAUUACAGGAGAAUACUAUCAAGAAGAAGAAAAGUGGCUAUAA